GCAUGCGUGUUGGCUUAGCGUCAGGACUGUUUCACGCUGGAAAGGAGUUGACGCGUGCACUUGACGUUUAGCCCGCAUCGGGAGGAGCUUGACAAGUUAUAGCGCCGUUGUUCCCCAGAGCUAGACAAAGGUCACGAUGAUCCAACUUUUGAAACUUCUCCUGGGUACCGGAUCUGCUGCUGUUGUCAUCCUGCUUACGAUCGCGUCCAUCCGAACGCUGUCACUGGACGUCAAUGCGGGAGUUGAACUGGGCCGCUGGCCGACGUUGAGGGAGCCCAUCUCGCUCGAUAUUGACCAGCGGAGACGAGAGGAACUCCUGACUCGCUUUCAAGAGGCCAUUCGGAUCCCCACCGUGUCCUUCUCGGCCACAGAGCGCAACACCACUGCACUGCUGCACUUCAACUCGUUUCUGCGAAGAGCCUUCCCAACACUCUUCACCUCCAGCUCGGUCCAUCACCAAGUGGUGGCCAACUACAGCCACCUGUUUUGGGUGCCGGGAUCGCAGCCCGACCUGGCGCCCUACCUGCUGUUGGCUCAUAUCGACGUGGUGCCUGCCACCGAGUCGGACGGCUGGUUGGCUCCGCCUUUUUCUGCCCAGGAGAGAGACGGUUUCAUCUACGGCCGAGGGACCAUCGACGACAAGGGCUCCUUGAUGGGUAUUCUGCAGGCCCUGGAAUACUUGCUAAUGAAAGGCUACGCACCGCGGCGAGGAUUUUACAUCGGUCUGGGCCACGACGAAGAAGUUGGCGGUCAGCAGGGAGCCCAGACCAUGGCGCGACUGCUGAAGCGACGUAACGUGCAUCUGUCCUUUGUCCUGGAUGAGGGUCUGGCCGUGCUGGACGGCGUCAUCGGCGGGCUCCAGGGCCCCGCCGCUUUGAUCGGCGUGAGUGAGAAGGGGCUGGCCAGCGUCAGGCUGAGCGUGUCCACGCUUCCCGGCCACGCCUCCAUGCCUUCCAGGCAGAGCAGCAUCGGGAUCUUGGCCGCCGCAGUUCAAAGACUCGAGGACAACCCCAUGCCCAUGUUGUUUGGUUCUGGACCUGAACGGCAAACCUUUGAACACCUGGCUCACAAGUUUGGGCUGCCCUUGAGGUUCAUCCUGUCAAAUUUGUGGCUUUUUUCUCCACUUGUUGGCAGGUUUCUUGAACAAAAGCCAGAUUCCAAUGCCUUUGUACGGACGACGACCGCAGUCACAAUCUUCAAGGCGGGUGUAAAGUCCAACAUCAUGCCUUCCAUGGCCGAAGCCCACGUGAAUCUACGAAUUCACUCGGCGCAGUCUUUACGAGAGGUCCUGGACCUCAUCCGCUCGACAGUCGGCGACCCCCGCGUCGAGAUGGAGCUCAUCGAGGGCUUCGAUCCGCUGCCCGUCAGCUCGUUCGACGAGAAAUCCUUUGGCUUCCAGAUGGUCAAGAAAAGCAUCUUGGACCUGUUUCCCACCGUCGCGGUGGCUCCAGGCAUCUGUGUGGGGAACACGGACAGUCGACACUUCAAAGAUCUGAGCGACGACAUUUACCGCUUCGCCCCUUUGUGGUUCAAACCGGGCGAUGCCGAGAGGUUUCACGGCAUCGACGAAAGGAUUUCCCAGAAGAACUACGAGGAGCUUGUCGUCUUCUACUCCAGACUGAUCCAAAACGCAGACAUUGGCGAGCUUCCUGAGCCUCACGCUUCCAGCCAUGAACUCUAGACCGCAACAACAGCCUUGUGCGCGUUCUCCACAAUCAAAGGCAGGAAGUCGACGGCACUGUGGAGACGGAGGGAAUCGGUGCACGUGGAAGCAAGCGGCGCACGUGGAAGCAAGCGGCGCACGUGGAAGCAAGCGGCGCACGUGGAAGCAAGCGGCGCACGUGGAAGCAAGCGGCGCACGUGGAAGCAAGCGGCGCACGUGGAAGCAAGCGGCGCACGUAGAAGCUAGCGGCGCACGUGGAAGCGACUCUGGCUUACGUGGCCACAGGCACGACAUCAUAGCUCCUCUGGAUGUCCACGAUCCGAGAGGCCACGCUAGCGGUGAGCAGUAGUGCGUGUGGUCCACUUGAAUUUGUCUCUGCGUCGAUUUUAACUCGGAAUUCCUAGACGACGAAAGACAACUCGGUCGAGAUGCGGCCGGCUCUGGGCCCGCGGUGAACGAGGAGCUCGGCUUUUCCAUCGUACCUGCACGAAGGAUGUGUAAUGGCUCUUGGUCACUUGGCCGUUGUUUGCGUUCAGCCACAAGAUGUUGAUGCCGUCAAAGCCAUGUGUUCUCAAGUAGUUGAUUGCAGACUGGAUAAAGGUCUGUCUGUGUGCGGCCUCAACCAGCAUGUCUUGGACUCUAGCGAGCCAGCAAAAAGAGGUGAGACAGUGCGCAGCUUUUCCUUUCAGUCCUUUUCAGAUCUGUCAUCUGAACAAAGCGUCUUUGGUGGUGACCGUGACUUACAUGGUUGGUCGAAGCAUCAAGUUGUGCCUCCAAAUUGGUUUUCAGGUUUGCAUUUCUAUUGGCGAAAAGGUGCGUCUGUCAUUCUUUUCACCAGCAAAAUGUACCCGCUCAAUGUCUGACCUUAGGCCAUUGAAGGCUGGAAAUGUUGCUUCGGCAGCCCGUGAGGCCGUCAUGGUAUAAUUUGAUUCGAUGUAGGCAAAGCCAAAGAUCAGCUGAGUGCACUUAUUGAUGAGGGGAGUGAGGUUUUGAGAUUGAAACCUGUGCAUUUUAUUGCAAAUGGCCAUGUAAUUAAAGGUGCUGGGUGUGCGCGUUUUAUUGCAAAUGGCAAUGCAAUUAACUAAAGGGGUGUUGUGUGUGUGUGUGUGUGUGUGUGUGUGUGUGUGUCAUUAGCAACAAGUGGCCCAAGACUGCUUUGGCACCCAUUCUGUUCUUUUGUCACAGAAGGAAUCUCUUGAGUGGGAGUGAGGCGUAUGCCCAUCGACCGAGUGUGACAGUCUUCCGUGGCUCGCUUUGACCGACCUCUUCCGCGCGGUCCAUCCCUUUGUGUGGCUCGGACCGCAAAAGCGGCGGCCGCUGGCGAUCAUUCCUCGGAUUAAUUGCACAACACUUUAUAAUCAUUUCCCAGCCAUUGAACGGCAGUCAUUCCCUGCACUGACAACCAACCUGACAAAGAACUUGAGCGAGGACCUAACCAACGUCCGGCGGGAGCGGAAAUCACGCCGGUAAAUCUGCAGCAACAGGUUUGGGGAAGUUCAGAAGCUUCACGGGGUGUGUCUCAUACGUGCACCUGCCUUACAGUAAGAAGUAACAUCGCUCGCUCCCGUGACAUCUCCUUUUCUCGAGCCGCAAACCAGGAUAUAGAGAUGUAAAUAUUGCUCCGCAGCUUGAGAAAUGCAUUUGACGGUGGCACUCUUGGUCUGCCAUUAUCCAUUCUUCUUUGCGGGACUUGAACUUGGCCCAGUCUUGACCCCCCACCCCCCCCCUUGGCCUUCAUUUCGAGCCCGGGAGUAAGAUGGCGGCGCGUGCACACGCAGCGGCCUCUCUCUGUCCCGAACGGUGUUUUGUUUUGUCGUUUAAUGUGGGUUUGUCCGACAGUUUUGUGUGUUCGUCUCGUCGCACCGGGUUGUGCUACAAGUACAGCGGGCUGGUUCUGCUCGACAUGGGCGAAAGCGAGUUUUGUGGCGAUCUGGACUUUGAAGCGGGGACAUUAAAGGCGCUCGGUCUGCUCCGUCCUGAAGCGUCGGAAGCGGUGUGCGAUGAGGCUGAAGAGGGGCGAGAGCGGGGGCGUCCGGGACAGGCUGGCGGCCAACCCAGCUCGCCCGGCCGUGCCUUCCUUUCUUCUGGCGAACGUUCGAUCGCUGGGCAUCAACAUGCCUGCUGAGAUCUACGAACCGGACAGUGCGUAACUGCUGUGCAUCUGGAGCGGCUAGCGUGCUAUCGGGCGGACCGGGCCAUUGUACGAGGGGGAACAUGGCGAGGAGGUAGAAUGCGCGUCUACAUCCGUGACGAAUGGUGCCGGGACUCUGUGGUGGGAUGCAAGCACUGCUCUCCUCUUGCGAAGUUUGUGAUCUCCAGGCUUUUGGGGUCCUGAACUCUCUCCCCCCGUUGUUUACUUGUAUGUUACUCGUGUACUAUGUCUCGUCACCGUGGGAUGGAGGAAACGUAAUUUCGAUUUCUUUGUGUGUCUUGGCAUGAAGGAAUUGACAAUAAAGCUGACUGACUCUGAUUUCA
Molecule: messenger RNA, 4138 nt
Organism: Syngnathus typhle (broad-nosed pipefish)
Lineage: Eukaryota; Metazoa; Chordata; Actinopteri; Syngnathiformes; Syngnathidae
Product: N-fatty-acyl-amino acid synthase/hydrolase PM20D1.2-like
Exons: 14
Coding region: 137-1681 (514 amino acids)
Biological process (GO): amino acid metabolic process
Molecular function (GO): hydrolase activity, acting on carbon-nitrogen (but not peptide) bonds, in linear amides
Source: RefSeq, a predicted model, not a curated record